Mugil cephalus (flathead mullet) is the source of this 12346-nucleotide messenger RNA. RefSeq names its product trio Rho guanine nucleotide exchange factor b (gene triob). Gene Ontology annotation, cellular component: cytoplasm. Bases 622 to 10113 code for a protein of 3163 amino acids. Gene Ontology annotation, molecular function: ATP binding; protein kinase activity; guanyl-nucleotide exchange factor activity. The transcript is spliced from 59 exons. NCBI's taxonomy places the organism in Eukaryota, Metazoa, Chordata, Actinopteri, Mugiliformes, Mugilidae. Gene Ontology annotation, biological process: intracellular signal transduction; protein phosphorylation. The record is from RefSeq and is a predicted model, not a curated record.
UCGAGGGAUAUAAAGGAUGCUUGGCUGCUCCAGGGACAGGGGGAUAUCACCAUAAUGUCCUCUCCAACCUCCUCACUGGAUGUAUUUGCAUUUUUUGACGGGUGUCCUGCCGUAGGAGCUAAUUUGUGCUAAAAGUCCCUUUCUUUCAUUCAUUCAGGUCGGCGCAUCUGCACAAAUACUGUAGUAAUUUAGAUCAUUCUCAUGCUGGAGCGCCGCAGAUGACAGACGUACAGUGUGACAGUUGGAAUUGUUGUAGUGACGGUCCAGUUUAGAAAUGUACGCACGUGGAGUGGAACCACUGCUGACAGUUUCUAGUAUGUUUUCUUUUUUUUAAAGAAUUUACACUGUGUGUUUACGUUCCAGUGGAGAUGACUGCCAUUGAUAAAAGGUGACAAAGGCAUAAAAGGUGUUAAUGUGAAGCGGUUUUAAUAAUGGAGGAAGGCAUGGGGUGUGAAAGCAGUGAAUCUUGAAACCCGUUAGCGUUGCUGUUUGAGAGGGGAGGUUACAGCGGACCCUCGGAGGCUCGUAUGUGGAUGGGAUCCCUCCUGUGCCGUCAUGCUGCCUGCUGUGUCGGUCAGUCGGCUGGUUUGAGUGCAGAGGGAGCAGAGACGAGCUGAAGAUAUGUCUAUCCAGAUCAUGUCUGCUGGACCCUGGUUUCAUCGCAAUGAGGACAUGAAGGCCAUAGAUGUGCUUCCCAUCCUCAAGGAGAAGGUCGCUUUUCUCUCAGGUGGCAGGGACAGACGUGGAGGUCCUGUUCUCACCUUUCCAGCACGGAGCAACCAUGACAGAAUACGACCCGAAGACCUGCGCAGGCUUAUAGCUUACCUGGCUACUAUUCCCAGCGAGGAGGUGGCCAGACAUGGCUUCACAGUCAUCGUGGACAUGCGUGGUUCUAAGUGGGACAGCAUCAAACCUCUGCUGAAAAUCCUUCAGGAGUCUUUCCCUUCUUGUAUUCACGUCGCCCUCAUCAUCAAGCCGGACAACUUCUGGCAGAAGCAGAGGACCAAUUUUGGCAGCUCCAAGUUUGAAUUUGAGACGGUGAUGGUUUCCUUAGAGGGCUUAUCCAAGAUUGUGGACCCAUCCCAGCUGACGGCUGACUUCGAGGGCAGCUUAGAGUACAACCAUGACGACUGGAUUGAGGUGCGGCUCUCGUUUGAGACCUUUGCCAGCGACGCAGCGCGGGCUUUGGCACGCCUCGAGGAGCUCCAGGAGACCCUGUCCCAGCGCGACCUGCCACGGGACCUGGAGGGAGCUCGGCGGCUAAUGGAAGACCAUGCUGCGCUGAAGAAAAGAGCCACAAAGGCGUCCGUAGAGGACCUCGACGCGCAGGGACGAAGGCUGCUCCAAAGGCUACAAACACAGACAUCAGGGGGUGGGAGCGGUGGCGACAGCGGGUAUGGCAGCCGCGGCGGUGGAGCAAGCGGAGAUUCCAACGACCACCAUCAUGGGUUCCAUGCACAUGCAGACGCGCACAAUCUAGUGGCUAAAGUGACGGGCUUGUUGGACAAGCUGCACGGGACGCGCCAGAAUCUGCAGCAGCUGUGGCACAUGAGGAAGCUGAAGCUGGACCAGUGUUUCCAGCUGCGACUGUUUGAACAGGACGCUGAGAAGAUGUUUGAUUGGAUCAUGCACAACAAGGGGCUUUUCCUGACCAGUUACACGGAGAUUGGAGGGAACCACCAGCACGCUGUUGAGCUGCAGACGCAGCACAACCACUUCGCCAUGAACUGCAUGAACGUGUAUGUCAACAUUAAUCGAAUCAUGUCAGUGGGAAACCGGCUCCUGGAGUCAGGCCACUACGCCUCCCAGCAGAUCCAGCAGAUCUCCAGCCAGCUGGAGCAAGAGUGGAAGGCCUUUGCAGCAGCCCUGGAUGAACGCAGCACUCUGCUGGAGAUGUCUGCCAGCUUCCACCAGAAAGCAGAUCAGUACAUGAGUAAAGUGGAGCCGUGGUGUAAGGCAUGCGGUGAGGGGGAGCUGCCCUCUGAACUCCAGGAUCUGGAAGAUACAAUCCACCAUCACCAGGGCCUGUAUGAGCACAUCACCACUGCAUACUCCGAGGUGAGCCAGGACGGCAAGUCUCUGCUGGACAAACUGCAGCGACCUCUGACCCCUGGGAGUGCCGAUUCACUGAUGGCCUCGGCUAACUACUCCAAGGCCGUGCACCACGUCCUGGACAUCAUCCACGAGGUGCUGCAUCACCAGCGACAACUGGAAAACAUCUGGCAGCAUCGCAAAGUCCGCCUGCACCAGCGCCUGCAGCUGUGCGUCUUCCAGCAGGAUGUGCAGCAAGUGCUGGACUGGAUAGAAAACCACGGUGAGGCCUUCCUCAGUAAGCACACAGGCGUGGGAAAGUCUUUGCACAGAGCCCGGGCGCUGCAGAAGAGACAUGAAGACUUUGAGGAGGUUGCACAGAACACCUACACCAAUGCUGACAAGUUGCUAGAGGCAGCGGAGCAGCUGGCCCAGACCGGAGAAUGCGACCCAGAGGAGAUUUAUCAAGCAGCCCACCAGCUAGAAGAUCGCAUCCAGGACUUUGUGCGACGCGUCGAGCAGCGUAAAGUCCUGCUGGACAUGUCCGUUGCCUUCCACACACAUGUCAAAGAGCUGUGGACGUGGUUGGAGGAGCUGCAGAAGGAACUGCUGGAUGACGUGUACGCAGAGUCUGUGGAGGCAGUGCAGGACCUGAUCAAGCGAUUCGGGCAGCAGCAGCAGACCACGUUGCAGGCGACUGUCAAUGUUAUCAAGGAGGGAGAGGACCUCAUACAGCAGCUCAGAGACUCGGCCAUCUCCAGCAACAAGACUCCCCACAACAGCUCCAUGGCCCACAUCGAGAGCGUGCUGCAGCAGCUGGACGAGGCCCAGGGCCAGAUGGAGGAGCUGUUCCAGGAGAGGAAGAUCAAACUGGAGCUCUUCCUCCAGCUCCGCAUCUUUGAGAGGGACGCGAUUGAUAUUAUCUCAGACCUGGAGUCAUGGAACGAGGAAUUAUCUCAGCAGAUGAGUGAGUUUGACACGGAGGACCUGACACUGGCAGAGCAGAGGCUACAGCAUCAUGCAGACAAGGCUCUCACUAUGAACAACCUCACCUUCGACGUCAUCCACCAGGGACAAGAGUUGCUGCAGUAUGUCACAGAGGUGCAGGCAUCCGGUGUGGAGCUGCUAUGCGACAGAGAUGUGGACAUGGCCAAACGGGUCCAGGACCUGCUCGAGUUUCUCCACGAGAAGCAGCAGGAGCUGGACCUGGCAGCGGAGCAGCACAGGAGACACUUGGAGCAGUGUGUCCAGUUACGGCAUCUGCAGGCUGAAGUCAAACAGGUGCUGGGUUGGAUCCGUAAUGGCGAGUCGAUGCUGAACGCCGGUCUCAUCACAGCCAGUUCAUUACAAGAGGCCGAACAGCUGCAAAAGGAGCACGAACAAUUUCAACAUGCAAUAGAGAAAACACAUCAGAGUGCGCUGCAGGUACAGCAGAAGGCAGAGGCCCUACUCCAGGCCAACCAUUAUGACAUGGAUAUGAUCAGAGACUGCGCAGAAAAGGUGGCAGACCACUGGCAGCAGCUGAUGCUGAAGAUGGAGGACAGGCUUAAGCUGGUUAAUGCUUCGGUGGCCUUCUACAAGACGUCUGAACAGGUGUGCAGUGUGUUAGAAAGCCUUGAGCAGGAGUACAAGAGAGAAGAAGACUGGUGCGGCGGAGCUGAUAAACUGGGCCCGAACAGCGAGUCGGACCACGUCACUCCCAUGAUCAGCAAACAUCUGGAGCAGAAGGAAGCCUUCCUCAAGGCUUGCACAUUAGCCAGACGUAAUGCUGAUGUUUUCUUGAAGUACCUGCACAGAAACAGCGUCAACAUGCCCGGCAUGUUGUCCCACGUCAAAGCUCCGGAGACUCAGGUUAAGAAUAUCUUGAAUGAGCUGCUGCAGAGAGAGAACAGAGUGCUCCACUUCUGGACCAUGCGGAAGCGCAGGCUGGACCAGUGCCAGCAGUAUGUGGUGUUUGAACGCAGUGCCAAACAGGCCCUGGAGUGGAUCCAUGACACUGGGGAGUUUUACCUAUCCACACACACAUCCACCGGCUCCAGCAUCCAUCACACACAGGAGCUACUGAAAGAGCACGAAGACUUCCAGAUCACAGCGAAGCAAACCAAAGAGCGGGUAAAGCUGUUGAUCCAGCUGGCGGAUGGGUUUUGUGACAAGGGCCACGCCCAUGCGCUAGAGAUAAAGAAAUGGGUGUCCUCUGUGGACAAGCGCUACAGGGACUUCUCUCUCCGUAUGGACAAAUACCGAACCUGCCUGGAAACGGCUCUCGGCAUCUCGUCCGACUCGAACAAGGCUAGCAAAGAGCUGCAACUGGACAUCAUCCCGGCCAGUGCUCCGGGGUCAGAGGUCAAACUGAGGGACGCCGCACACGAGCUCAAUGAGGAAAAGAGGAAGUCGGCACGGAGGAAAGAAUUUAUAAUGGCUGAGCUGAUUCAAACAGAGAAAGCCUAUGUCAGAGAUCUGCGAGAGUGUAUGGAUACCUACCUGUGGGAGAUGACCAGCGGCGUGGAGGAGAUUCCUCCCGGCAUCGUCAACAAGGAGCACAUCAUCUUUGGGAACAUGCAGGACCUUUACGAGUUUCAUCACAAUAUCUUCUUGAAGGAGUUGGAGAAGUAUGAGCAGCUUCCAGAAGAUGUUGGCCAUUGUUUUGUAACCUGGGCUGAUAAGUUCCAGAUGUACGUGAACUACUGCAAGAACAAGCCAGACUCAACUCAGCUCAUCCUGGAACACGCCGGACCCUACUUUGAUGAAAUCCAACAAAGGCAUCGCCUUGCCAACUCCAUCUCCUCCUACCUGAUCAAGCCGGUCCAGAGAAUCACAAAAUACCAGCUGCUUCUCAAGGAGUUGUUGACUUGCUGUGAGGAAGGAAAGGGUGAGAUCAAGGAUGGUCUUGAAGUUAUGCUCAGUGUUCCCAAGAGGGCCAAUGAUGCCAUGCACCUCUCCAUGCUGGACGGGUUCGAUGGGAACAUUGACUCCCAGGGUGAGCUGAUACUCCAAGAGUCCUUCCAGGUGUGGGAUCCCAAGACCCUGAUUAGGAAAGGCCGUGACCGCCACCUCUUCCUCUUCGAGAUGUCCCUGGUGUUCAGUAAAGAGGUGAAAGACUCCAACGGGCGCAGCAAGUACCUCUACAAGAGCAAGCUCUUUACGUCAGAACUUGGAGUGACCGAACACGUGGAGGGAGAUCCUUGUAAGUUUGCCCUCUGGGUGGGAAGGACCCCGACCUCAGACAACAAGAUUGUUCUCAAGGCGUCAAGCAUUGAGAACAAGCAGGACUGGAUCAAACACAUUCGGGAGGUCAUCCAGGAGCGAACGGUCCACCUACGCGGAGCUCUGAAGGAGCCCAUCCACAUCCCUAAAGCCACCACGACGAAACAUAAAGGCAGACGGGACGGAGAGGAGCUGGACAGCCAGGGAGACGCCAGCAGUCAACCCGAUACCAUCUCUAUCGCCUCACGUACCUCCCAGAACACACUGGACAGCGAUAAGCUUUCCGGUGGCUGUGAGUUGACCGUGGUGAUCCAUGACUUUGUGGCCAGUAAUGGCGGCAGCAACGGAGAGCUGACAGUACGCAGAGGCCAGACUGUGGAGGUUCUGGAGCGGCUCCACGACAAGCCGGACUGGUGCCUGGUCCGGACCACAGACCGUUCGCCGGCCCAGGAGGGCAUCGUACCCUGCUCCAUGCUUUGCAUUGCUCACUCCAGGUCCUCCAUGGAGAUGGAGGGUCUCUUCAACCACAAAGACACCUUGUCUGUAUCCAGUAACGACGCCCUGCAGCCAGGCUCCAGCCACACCCUGGGUCCUCACAGCUCGCCAGGUCCCAAACGUCCAGGGAACACUUUAAGGAAGUGGCUGACGAGCCCCGUGCGGAGGCUCAGCUCCGGCAAAGCUGAUGGUCACGUCAAGAAGCUCGCCCACAAGCACAAGAAGAACCGCGACGGCACAAGGAAGAACAUGGACACAAUACCCGGCUCGCAGAAGGACUCCGACGACAGCGCAGCCACACCCCAGGAUGAGACCCUGGAGGAAGUAAGACGAGAUUCUGUGAAAUACUUUCUACCCUGUCAGAACACACAGGCACAGCAGUCUCCAAGCUCCAAUCUUGCAUCCCUUCUUUCCCACCAGCGCAUGCGUAACGAGGGGCUGAGCAGCGGGACUCUGUCCAAGUCUUCCUCAUCGGGCAUGCAGAGCUGCGGCGAGGAGGAAGGAGAGGAGGGGGCUGAUGCUGUACCGCUGCCUCCACCUAUGGCCAUCCAGCAACACAGCCUGCUGCAGCCCGACUCCCAGGAUGACAAGUCUGCAUCUCGUCUGUCUGCUCGUCCCAGUAGUUCAGAGACGCCCAGCGCAGCUGAACUGGUCAGUGCCAUCGAAGAGCUGGUGAAGAGUAAGAUGUCGCUCGAGGACCGACCCAGUUCUCUCUCAGUGGAGCAAGGCGACAGCAGCUCUCCCUCUUUCAACCCCUCUGACAACUCCCUCCUUUCCUCCUCCUCACCCAUUGAUGAGUUGGACGAGCGCAAAUCUGGAUUCUUCAAGAGACGACAUUACAUCCUCCUGGAGCUGGUGGAGACUGAAAGAGACUAUGUCAGAGACCUUGGAUCAGUGGUGGAGGGCUACAUGAGCAGGAUGAAAGAGGAAGGAGUUCCGGAUGACAUGAGAGGGAAGGACAAGAUCGUCUUUGGAAACAUCCAUCAGAUCUAUGACUGGCACAAAGAUUUUUUCCUGGGAGAGCUUGAAAAGUGUUUGGAGGACCCUGAGAGGUUGGCACCUUUAUUUGUCAAACAGGAGCGGAGGCUGCACAUGUAUAUCGUGUACUGCCAGAACAAGCCCAAGUCUGAGCACAUCGUGUCAGAGUAUAUUGACACUUACUUUGAAGACCUUAAGCAGCGGUUGGGGCACAGAUUGCAGCUCACUGACCUGCUCAUAAAGCCUGUCCAGCGUAUAAUGAAGUAUCAGCUACUACUGAAGGAUCUUCUCAAAGUUUCUAAGAAGGCUGGAGUUGACACAGCAGAUCUGGAGAAAGCCGUAGAAGUGAUGUGUGUGGUACCGAAGCGCUGCAACGACAUGAUGAAUGUUGGGCGCCUUCAAGGCUUCGAAGGUAAAAUUGUGGCUCAGGGCAGAUUGCUUCUUCAAGACACCUUCAUGGUUUCAGACCAGGAUGGGGGACUCCUGUCCAGGAUGAAAGAGAGGAGAGUCUUUCUGUUUGAGCAGAUAGUCAUCUUCAGCGAGCCUCUGGACAAAAAGAAGGGCUUCUCCACUCCCGGUUACCUCUUCAAGAACAGCAUAAAGGUGAGCUGGUUGGGUCUAGAAGAAAAUGCAGAUGACCCCUGCAAGUUCACACUGACCUCCAGAUCGUCUAGCGGCAGCCUUGAGAGGUACACCCUCCAUUCGGCGAGCCCUGGAGUCAGUCAAGUCUGGAUCCACCAGGUCAGCCAGAUACUGGAGAACCAGCGCAAUUUCCUUAAUGCUUUGACGUCACCCAUAGAGUACCAGAGGAACCACGUGGGCGGUGGCGGGCCCAGUGGUCCACCCAGCAGUAGCAGCAGCAGUACUUCAGGCCUCCCAGGGGGCAGCAGCUCCAACAGUACCUCCAACAUGGGCGGAGGAGGCGGCGGCGGUUCUGGAGGAUCAGGGGGCGGCUCCUCCUCCUCCUCCUCCCUGUGCGGCCCUCGCUCCCGACCUUCCCGCAUCCCCCAGCCAUCCUCGCGCCUCCCCCAGCCAGUUCACCACCACCACCCCCCGGGCCCUGAGGGGCCCGACAGAUCAGCAGGUAUGUGGUUACCCUGCCACCCCCAGUCCCCUCAGUCCCUUCCCUCUAACGUGUAUUCUGACAACGCAACGAACGGAGAGCUUUUAGUGUCAGAGGUUCCCAAGAUGAGGAUGCUGGACAGUCCUCACGGAAGUAACAGUAAUAACAGUAACAGGCCAGUGACAGCGGGUGGUGUGGACGGCAGCAACAAACAGGCUUUCGGGGGCAACGAAGAGAAGCAUCAGACAGCUGGUAUUCCACAGAUGCCAGUGGCUCCUCUGAAUUUUCCUCUCAAAAGCCCUCGAGUCGGGACAGUUUCUCCACUGAUCUCGCCUCAGAGCCCCGGAGGAAAGGAAACAUUCGUGCCCUCUAGCCCAGCUCACAAAGGCAACGCUUUCUGGGCCAUGGUCCCCGCUGUCCCUCCAUCUCCCGCCAGCAGGCCGGGUUCCUUCUCCUACCCCGGCGACAAUGGGGGCGGAGGCGACUCCUUGGGCAGGGGAAGUCACGGAGUGCCAUCCCAUCACCGCCACUCCAGCCACAGUAAGGACGUAGACCGUAUGAGCACCUGCUCCUCCACCAGUGAGCAGUCCAUACACUCCACCCAGAGCAACGGGAGUGAAAGCAGUAGCAGCAGCAGCGUGUCCACCAUGUUGGUGACCCAGGACUAUGUGGCAGUGAAGGAGGAUGAGAUCAGUGUGCUGCAGGGUGAGGUGGUCCAAAUGCUAGCCAGCAAUCAACAGAACAUGUUCCUGGUGUACCGCGCCGCCAACGAGCAAUGCCCCGCCGCCGAGGGCUGGAUCCCUGGCUAUGUAUUAGGGCACACCUCAUCCUCCGUCACACCUGAGAUCCCCGAAGGAACCAUCAAAAAAUCAUUGUCAUGGCACACAGCGCUACGUAUCCGCCGGAAGUCUGAGAAAAGAGACAAGGAGGGCAGGAAAAUUGAGAACGGCUAUCGCAAGUCUCAGGAUAGCCUGGCCAACAAAGUCUCUGUCAAGCUUCUGAAUCCCAACUUCAUCUAUGAUGCUCCUCCGGAGUUCCUCAUAUCCGUCAGCGACGCAGCAUGCGAGAGUGGCGAGAAUGUCACUCUGAGGUGUAAAGUGUGUGGGCGUCCUCGGGCCACCGUCUCUUGGCGCGGACCAGACAACAGCGCUCUGAGCAGCGACGGACGCUACACGGCCACAUACAGCGAGACGGGAGAGGCGUCCCUUCGUAUCCUCGGAGUGUCUGUAGAGGACAGCGGCGUGUACACCUGCGUCGCCACAAACGCCGCGGGCACCAUCUCCUCCUCUGGCAGCCUUAGAGUCUCAGGAGCAUCAGAUGAUGGCACUGAAGUCCUCUGGAAGAACAGCUUUGAGUCCCACUACACUGAGAUCACUGAGCUAGGAAGGGGUCGCUUCUCUGUGACUAAGCGGUGUGACCAGAGGGGGAGCAAGUGCACGGUUGCGGCGAAGCACGUCAACAAGAAGCUGCUGCGUCGAGAGCAGGUGGUGCAGGAGAUCAGGCUCCUCCAGGCUCUGGAUCAUCCCAACGUGGUCAAGCUGCUGGACACGUACGAGACAGCCCAUAGCUACGUACUUGUACUAGACAUGGCUGACCAGGGACGCUUCCUGGACUAUAUAGUGAGCUGGGGCAACCUGACGGAGGAGAAGGUGGCUCUAUACCUCAGAGACAUUCUUGAAGCUCUCCACUACCUGCACAGCUGGAGGAUAGCACACCUUGAUCUCAAACCCGAGAACAUCGUGGUGGAGCACGCGUCCUCCCAGCCUCUAAUCAAGCUGACAGACUUCGGUGAAGCGGUUCAACUGAACCCCCCGUCCUCCUACGUCCAUCCUCUCCUGGGGAGCCCGGAGUUCUCUGCCCCCGAGCUGGUCCUGGGUCAGCCUGCCUCGCUGAUGUCUGACCUCUGGAGCUUAGGAGUGGUGACCUACGUAGUACUGAGCGGCGCCUCUCCCUUCCUGGACGAGAGCUUGGAGGAGACAUGUUUGAACAUCUGCCGCCUGGACUUCAGCUUCCCCGAGGACUACUUCCAGGGCGUGAGCCCAGCUGCCAGGGACUUCAUCCGCCUGCUGCUCCAGGGCGAUCCGGAUCGACGGCCCUCCGCGGCCUCCUGCCUGCAGGAGCCCUGGCUGCAGCCUCGGGGCGCGUUCAGCCGAGACACCGGAUACGUCACCUUAAAUCACAUGCAGCCACCAGCGCCUUCGCCUUCAGACGGCCAUUACAGCUCACAUCUGGACACCUCCAGGCUCAUCUCCUUCAUCGAGAGGCGGAAGCACCAGAACGACGUUCGGCCCGUGGGCGCCAUUAAGGCCUUUCUCCACAGCCGCCUGCUCAACCACACCUGACGAAAAAAAGCAGACUCGACCGGGACGAGGUCCUGGUUCAGUUGAGAGGACCACCAGCGACAUGUCCACUAUGAUCCCCUUUUCCCUCAUUAAGCCACAAAAGUCCUGCUGCUGCUGACUGACUGACCUCUGCUGAUUUAAAAACCCUUUGACUCUCCCCUCCCUAACCUUGGCAUAUUGUCACUAUGCCUGCACAACGAACGAACACAUUGGAAUCUAUUCGUGAUUUCAGACCUUGACUCAGCAGGGAGAAAAGCGAGCUUUCUCAACAAGCCAGCGUGAGCAAGUCUUGCGUUUUUUGGACAGUGUUAAAAACAAAAGAAAUUAGAAUACUGUAUAAUAAGAGUAAUCCAGGCUGCUUUCGGUUGAACACAAGAAAAUGUUUUUUGUUUUGUUUUUGUUUGUUUUUUUUUGUUGUUGUUUUGUUUUUGUUUUUUUUCUAACAAGAGAUUACUUUUUGUAAAUGAAUCCGUGUACAGCGAGGAAACAGAGAACUGUCUUUAUUCGUACCUUUUGGAGAAGGGUAGUCAGUGAGCAGAAAGAUGACGUGUAGAUAAAGCGGCGCCCAUCAGCAGGGUCCGCUCACCCUGGAACAAGAAGAGACUACCAAAACCACGCUUUCCUGAAACUCAUAACAAGUAACAUUCAGUGCAAUAGUUUGCUUAUCUCUACUCGCCCGCUUCAGUUUGAAAAUUUCAGUUUCAUUGGAGCAGAAAAAAUUAAAAAAAAAACAACAAAAAAAAAAAAGGGAACAGGCAGAAAAAAAAAGGCCCAAACGCUCCCCUCAGAUUUCUCGCCCUGCUUCCGCCUUACGUGUAAAUAGUAUGUUCUUGCUUCUCAUUUUUGAAGAAUUUAUCACGGACAAAAAUGGUUUCAUCUGUCGAGCAUUAGUGAGCCCAUGCAGUAAGUCAGAAAGGGUUGACUUUCACUCUGAACAACACCCUACUCGAAAUGCACUCGUAUUUUGCAUCAGUUCUCAUGUGCAAUGUUGCAGCUUUAACAUUUAUGCAACUAUUUAUGAAGACUUGUGUUGUAGCCGUAUUCUUAAAAAGGCAUGUACGUACCUGGUACUGCAAUAGAUGUCUGUAUUGUGUUAACUCUUAUGUAUUAAGUUCAGUAUUACUAUCCACAAAGCCCUGGAACAAAGGCGAGUUUUCGGGAAAUAAUGUAUAAAAAUGUGUAUCUAUAAAAAUCUAGGCACUUACGCUUUCAUUUUGUCCUGUUUUUAUUUUUCUGUAACAAAACCAAAGUUGGCUUUCUUUCCCUGCUAAUAUGUGUUUUUUUUUUUAUCAUUAUUAUUUUUUUGUUUUCAUGUUAAGUUAUAAGAGACCACGCUGAAUCCAGUUCACAAAGGUUCAAGCGUGGCUUUAUUUAUUCUUAUCGUAACAACAAAGUGUUCUGUGGUUUUAUUGCUGAAAACUUUUUUCUUUUCGUGCACAAAGUGGUUUGCCGUGUGACUUUGUUCAGCUUUUGUAGGUUGAUAACCGGUGUUUGUUGCGAGAUUUGUUUCCAAAAUCAACAGACAGAAGUGGUUGUAGUCAUCUUCAAGCAAUAGAUUUUCGGGGGGGGGGGGUAAAUCCUCAUCGUGGCCAUUUCACCGUUUUUAGGAGACAAUAUAUUUAUCGGCAUUAACCUCUGCCAGUUAUUUUAAAAUAAGUUGAUGUCCUUAGGUUUUUUUGUUUUGUUUUGUUUUUUUUGUUUUCUUUUUCAGUGCCAGCUGAAUGAGUCGGCCUAGAGAGAUGGGUGAAACUAAAUAUUGUUUCUAAUUUCAUUUGAAGGCUAUAGGAGUUACCGUCAGAUGAUCUGUUUAAAGAAUAACCUGUCGAGUUAUGUGUGUACAGUCUUUCAUUUUGUGUCUUUGAUUUUAUUUUUUGUUUUUAAUUUAUUUAUUGGUGUGGAUGUUGGUUUCCCAAAAUGUCAAAUUCUCUUGAAGGCUCAUUAGUGGAAGGUUAUGGUCUUUUGCGGGGAAACCGUGAAUAUUCACGAUGUAAAGAUGUACAGAGAGGGUCGGGGCAGUUUAGCCCACGCCCAGGAUGUAAACCUCAUAACUGUCAUAUUUUAAAUACACCUACAACAAGACUGCAGCAUUGUCAUCUUGAAUGUCUUACUAGGACUUAUUUUUACUUUUGCAUGUAUAUUUCUUUGUACAGAAGAUUGUGUUUACAUGUUACUACGUGUUGUAAAUAUUUUAUUUCGUCCUCUGUUAUUUUGCCAUUAAACGUACAAGGAACAA